CUCCCCCCACAGCCCGCCCCCUCUCCAUCCCUCGCUUCGCUCUCCCUCUCAAAUCUCCCUCCAGUCUCCCUCAUCUCUUGCGGGCGCUCUCCUCCCUCUAUCUCUCUCCCUUAGAGAAAGACAGCGACAGACGCUACUUUUUCCGCUCUUCGAUCUUACCAUCAGCAACUUCCUAACCCUAGCCCUUCUCUUGCCUCAAGAAUCCACUGUUUUCGCUCAAGUUUUGCAUCAAGAGAUGGCAAAUCGUUUACAGCCAGGUCCAGUUGAUAAAUCUGUACUCACAGAUCAGGCACGCCACAGAUCAGCAAUUAUUGAAUCUGGGCAGGCUUUGAAACCUAUCAGAUUUGUUGAACAUGGUCGCAAAUUGAAUAUGUGGAAUGUGGAGCAUGAAGGAGUGCUAGAUCUCCUUAAGAGAGCUGGCUUUUAUUAUUUAUCCCGCUUAAAGCGGAUACACUUGGAUCAUGCACUACUGAAUGCAUUGAUUGAGAGAUGGCGAAGGGAAACACAGACAUUCCAUCUCCGGCAUGGAGAGAUGACUAUAUUGUUGAAAGAUGUGGCUAUACUGACAGGCCUCCUUGUAGAUGGACUUCCAGUCACUGGCAAGACCAACUAUGACUGGGAGCAGCUUUGCAUGGAAUUAUUAGGUCAAGCCCCUGAUCAGGUAAAGGGUGGUUGUGUCAAAAUUGACUGGCUUUAUCAACAUUUCCAUGCAACACCAAUUGAUGCAGAGCAAGCUCAGAUUGAGUUUGCUGCUCGAGCAUACAUCAUGUAUCAGAUAGGAUGCAGUUUAUUUCCAGACCCUAGUGGGAACCGAGUCCACCUAAAGUAUUUGGUGUUGCUUAGAGAUUUUGACAUGUGUGGUCAAAUGGCAUGGGGUGCUGCAGCACUUGCAUAUCUAUAUAGAGAGUUGGGAAAGGCCAGUUUGGUUGGAAAGGCUGAGUGCUGUGGGUUUUUGACACUACUUCAGAUAUGGGCAUGGGAGCACCUUCAUGUAGGUUGCCCUCUACGCUUAGAGCAUUCACAGGGUGAUGGCAACCUAGAUGACAAACCACUAGGAUCUAGGUGGAAUGUCCCAUUACGAUGCUUUGAGAAUGUUAGAACCUCGGACAUUAAGUUUUAUCGCAAGGAGCUUGAUACCCAGAUGGAGUCUCAGGUCAUAUGGGAUCCGUAUACACCAGAAUUGAUGGCAAGGCUACCAGCUUAUUGCAUUGCUGGAUCUGAGGUGUGGCGCUCUAGAGUACCUUUGAUCUGUUAUGAGAUUGUGGAGAUGCAUGUCCCAGACCGUGUGUUAAGACAAUUUGGGAUGCUACAACAUAUCCCAGAGACUGUUGAGGCUGUGGACAGAUUGACGAGGCAGGGUAGAUCUGAUGAGGAUUGGUCUGUGUAUCAUGAGCAGUAUAUUACGCGAUGGACUGACAGAUUAUCUACUGUGGUAACAGAACAUGAGCUCGCAGAUCCAGACCCUGUCAAAGUAUUAGAGAGUUAUAUGCAAUGGUAUUGGAGCAUUACUCGUCGGUGGAUUUCUACACCUGUUGAUCGUCCUACAAUAUCUGAUCAGCCACGAGUUAACAUUGAGAAAGUUUUGGUCGAUCUAAUAAUUGAUGUACGAGAACAAAUAAGAAAGAUGUCAGUCAAUAAGGCAGUGGUUAAGAGUGUCUCUGAGACUCUCACUCAGAUUGAGAACCGCAUCACCACAGUCCUAGAUACCCUCCCGUUUGAUGCUCCUCUUCCAGCACAACAACAUGAUGAUGUCCACCCUACUGCUUCCCAUCGCCGUCCUGCCAUACGACGUCGUACACAUCAUCAUAUUCUGCCAUCUGCUUCCACAGAUACUGCCACAGACACAGAACUUGUGCCAUCUACUGCAGCGUCCACUGAGACUGUGCUACCAACGUGCGUUGCUGUUGCCACUGAGCUUGCUUCAUCCAGUCCUGCCCCCACCACGCUGGAGUUGUUGCCAUCCACUUCAACCUCCACCGAGUCUUUGCUGCAGAUACCCACUCUUGUUGUUGUAGAGCCUGCUUCAUCCUCUCUUGCUCCCCACAAUAUGGAGUUGACUCCAUCCACUCCAACAUCCACUGGUCAUGCAACACCCACCCUCACUUCCAUUGAGCCUAUUUUAUCUAGUCCUGCUCCAGCCCUUCUGGAGAUGGAGCCAUCCAUUUCAACCUCCAUUGAGCAUGUCAUGCCCAUACAUGCUCCUGCCACUGCAGAGACUACUUCAUCUGCUCCUGCCCCAACCAUGAUAGAGCUUGAGCCAUCAAGCUCAGCCUUCAUUGAGCAUGUUGCAUCUGUCCCUUCUCUUGCUGCCGCAGAGGCUACUUCAUCCACUCCUGCCUCUGUCAUUACUGAGACAGCACCUUCCACUGUAACCUCUGCCGAGCCUGUGCCACCCACCCCUACUGCUGCUCCAGAGACUUCUUCAUCCACUCCUACCACUGUCAUUAUUGAGCCAGCACCAUCCACUCUGGCUUCAGGUGAGCCUGUGCCACCUUCUCCUGCUCCUGUUGUUACAGAGCCUGCAUCAUCCCCUCUUGUCCCCACUAUUGCUACUCCACCUAUUUCGACUCCAACCAUCACAGAUUCUACUUCACCCACUCCUGACCCUGUUUUCAAGGAGCCAGCACCAUCCACUCUUGCCACCUCUAUGAUGGACACAGCACCAUCUGUCUCCGCCCAUAUUGAGGCUCCAAGUGCUUUUUCUAUCCUUACUCAGGCUGUUCAGUCCCUUAUCCAGCAGGAUUCUCAGAAUGGUGAGGCCCCUAUUACUAAUAAAUGCACGGAGGAGAUCUGUGACAUUAAGGCUAGUAGCAACCCUGUGAAAAUGGAGGCUCAUGAAGCAAAUGCUCAUAUAGAGGGAGCUGAGAUGCAAAAGCCAAUGGAUGUUAAGAUGCAGGAGGUUACAGAUAUUGAGUCCCAAGAGGCUCAUGGUCACAUGGAGGCCAAUGUGCAUGGAACCAAAGAGGCUAGUGAGCCUAUCCACGGUCAUGGUCAUGUUCGAAGUUUUGUGAGAAAGCGGAAGAGGAGGGUCUAUCAACAAACCUCUUCUGCCCCACACUGAAUUCCUGACCUUGGAAUGGUUUCAUUUCUUGCCUGCCUCUGGUGGGUUCUUUAGGAACCUCUGGCCCCUUGAUCUGCCCUUCAUCAUGUUGGUGCUCAUCCUCAAGCACGCUGUAUUAUUUGCCUCCGAAGUUCUUCAUGAGGAGUUCAGCCACAAUCUCAUUGGAGGAUGUCAGAUUUCCUUUGGAAAGCAGGCUCUGUUUUGUGGUUUGAAUUAUUCUAGUAUGCUAAUGAAAAAAAUGUUUAAUGCAAUUGGGGCGCAACAUUUGUUCAUUUGAAAGUUGUGAUCGCUUGGCCUAAGGAA
Elaeis guineensis (African oil palm) is the source of this 3364-nucleotide messenger RNA. RefSeq lists its product as uncharacterized. Lineage: Eukaryota; Viridiplantae; Streptophyta; Magnoliopsida; Arecales; Arecaceae. Gene Ontology annotation, biological process: meristem maintenance; meristem development. The record is from RefSeq and is a predicted model, not a curated record.